CGUCUGAGACGCCUGUGGCAGUGUACAGAGUUUGGAUAAGCUACUCAGUUGACCUUGCCGCUUAACGUUGACCGCAAACAGCGUGCCGUCCUGACAAAACAUGACAAGUUUAAGUUUACCUGAUAUGCCACAGUUGCCUGUGCCUGUAUUACCAAGCUCAGGUUUCAGGUUAACCAAAGAACAUUUCCUGGUUGCUGUGCCAGUGGCAGUAGUCGCAGCGGCCGGAGGUUUUUUAGUCAGCCAAUACCUGAGCAGCCGCAGCUGUAAGAAGAGCCAGGUGAACAUGUCCGUCAGCAAAGACAGUCCCAAGGUGGUCCACAGCUUUGACAUGGAGGACAUUGGCACCAAGGCUGUGUACUGUCGCUGCUGGAAGUCAAAGAAGUUCCCUUAUUGUGACGGUGCCCAUACCAAACACAACGAGGAAACGGGCGACAACGUUGGACCGCUCAUCAUCAAAAAGAAGGAUGCUUAAUCACACGAGUCAGAGAAUCCCGUCCUCCCUGACUGCUCAUCCAUCCGGGCUGGCUCAUCUUUUAUCAUUAUCCUUGCCGUGUCACAGUGACUGACAGUAAUGCAGCCAGAACAAACUGUGGAUAUUCCUCAUAAUUUUGUGCACUCCUCACUGUUCCCACAGCAAUUCAUACGACUUUGAAAGCAAAGAUAAUUUCAGAGCAGAUGAGGAAGGGACUUUGACCAUCAUUAAUCAGACAUGGUGGUAUUCGGAUCAGCCUUAACUGGUUUAAACAUUUGCUGGUUUGGUGGCCUGAUGUCACCUGUGCCCCCUCAUUGUUUGCUGCUGUUGAUGUGGAACAGAUGGUGGAAACAUGAAACCGGUUCUUAGCUUCCAUCAGUUCAGUGUUUCCGUUGAUUUCUGCAAAGGCCUUACAUUUAAAUCUGCAACCCAUAUGAAUGUUACGUCAAAUUAUUUUGUUUGUUUUCGCUGCUUAACCAGAAGAAAUGGAAGCCAUGUUUGUCUUAAAUUUAAUGACAUUUAAUUGAGAUUUAAUCUGUUUGACUAGUUCCUGUCUGACAGCUGAGGAAUACUCUUUCAUGUAAUGUGUACAGUAUCGAAAGGUUAAAUCUAAUUGCAAAGAAUAUAUUUUGCUUUUUCAUUAGAUUUAUUUUCUACUGGCUGUGGUGUGUUUAAUUCAUUGUUCUGUAUAUUGUUAAUAAAACUUCUUGAGUGAU
Messenger RNA from Melanotaenia boesemani (Boeseman's rainbowfish), 1188 nucleotides. RefSeq lists its product as uncharacterized. The record is from RefSeq and is a predicted model, not a curated record. NCBI's taxonomy places the organism in Eukaryota, Metazoa, Chordata, Actinopteri, Atheriniformes, Melanotaeniidae. Gene Ontology annotation, molecular function: 2 iron, 2 sulfur cluster binding. Gene Ontology annotation, biological process: regulation of autophagy. The transcript has 3 exons. The coding region runs from base 101 to 472 and encodes 123 amino acids. Gene Ontology annotation, cellular component: mitochondrial outer membrane; intracellular membrane-bounded organelle.